AUGCAGUUCUCAGUAGGACUAAGUUUCUGUCUGCUGGCCUUCAUUCUGCUGUCUGUCGUCCCUCAGCCAGGCCAGGGCCAAGGUAAGUACCAGGGCCAAAGGGGGCCAACGGGGGCCAGUCAGGGCCAGGUGGGGCCAGGCGAGGCCAGGUGGGGCCAGGUGGGGCCAAGCGGGGCCAAGCGGGGCCAGGUGGGGCCAAGCGGGGUCAAGCGGGGCCAGGUGGGGCCAAGCGGGGCCAGGCGGGGCCAGGCAAGGCCAGGUGGGGCCAAGCGGGGCCAGGUGGGGCCAUACAGGGCAAAACAUGGCUUUCCAUUGCAGGUUUCGUCCCCACGAAGGUUUCGGGCUAAAGUCCAGGGUCCGAGCGCGCUGCACGUCUCCUGGAAAGAGCCCAAAGGAGACUUUGAGAGCUACAGAGUCGUUUACACCACGCAGCCAGGUGGCCAGCAGACGGAGGUUCAGGUGUCGAAGCAGGAGGGCAAACUGCUGAUCCAGAACUUCGACCCGUCUAAAGAAUACAGCUUCAGGAUCACGGCGGUGAGCGGAGGGCAGGAGAGCAAACCCCUGCAGGCCAAACAUGAAGCCCAGCGGUCGGGGGUGGAGAUGGUUCAGCCUCAGCAGAGGGAAGACAGCGGCGUCACCGAGGAGAACAACGAGAUCUCAGAAGCUGAGGACACGUUCACCUGUAAGACGGUGGCCAUCGCCGACAUCGUGAUCCUGGUCGACGGGUCCUGGAGCAUCGGCCGGAUCAACUUCCGGCUGGUCAGGAUGUUCCUGGAGAACCUGGUCAAGGCCUUCCAGGUGGAGUUCGACCGCACCAGGAUCGGUCUGGCUCAGUACAGUGGAGAUCCCAGGAUUGAGUGGCAUCUCAACGCUCACACCACUAAAGAGGCCGUGAUCGACGCUGUGAAGAACCUGCCGUACAAAGGAGGAAACACACUCACAGGUCUGGCUCUGACCUACAUCCUGGAGAACAGCUUCAAGCCCGAGUCCGGAUCCAGACCCGGCGUUCCCAAGAUCGGGAUCCUGAUCACGGACGGGAAGUCGCAGGACGAUGUGAUUCCUCCGGCUCAGAGCCUGAGGGAGGCCGGCAUCGAGCUGUUCGCCAUCGGUGUGAAGAACGCCGAUGAGAACGAGCUGAAGGCCAUCGCCUCUCCUCCGCUGGAAACUCAUGUGUACAACGUGGCGGACUUCAGCGUGAUGAGCGACAUCGUGGAGGGCCUCACCAAGACCGUGUGCGAGCGAGUCGAGCACCUCGACAAAGUCAUCAAAGGCGGCGGCGAGCCCGGCCCGCCCUCCACCGCCGUGGCUCCGCCCCGUGACCUGGUGACCUCUGAAAUCACGGCUCGCAGUUUCCGGGUGACGUGGACUCACGCGCCGGGCCUGGUGGAGAAAUACCGCGUGGUUUACUACCCGGCCAGCGGAGGGCGGCCUGACGAAAAGGUGGUCCAGGGCACGGAGAACAGCGUGGUGCUCAGUUACCUGAACUCUCUGACAGAGUACCAGGUCGCCGUGUUCGCCGUCUACAGGAGCUCAGCCAGCGAGGCUGUGAGAGGCAGCGCCACCACCUUGGCCCUGCCCAUGGUGAACGACCUGGAGCUGUUUGAUAUCUCCCACAGCACCAUGAGGGUGCGCUGGAAGACCGCCGCCGGGGCUUCUGGGUACAUGAUCCUGUACGCCCCGCUGACCGAGGGAGAUGCCGCGGACGAGAAGGAGGUGAAGGUGGCAGACUCGGUGAGUGAGGUGGAGCUGGAGGGUUUGACCCCUGACACGGAGUACACCGUGACCGUCUAUGCCAUGUACGGAGAGGAGGCCAGCGACCCCAUGACCAGCCAGGAGACCACCUUGCCGCUGACGCCGGCCAAGAACCUGCGCUUCUCAGACGUGGACCACAGCUCCGCCCUCCUCACCUGGGACUCCGCCUCCAGGAAGGUCAACGGCUACCGCAUCAUGUACGUCAAGACCAACGGCGUGCAGACCAACGAGGUGGACGUGGGCCGCGUGACGUCCUGGCUGCUGAGGAACCUGACCUCGCUGACCGAGUACACCGUCGCUGUCUUCGCCGUCUACGACGAGGGCCAAGCCGAGCCGGUGACCGCCAGCUUCACCACAAAGAUGGUGCCAGACCCGCUCGAUAUGAGGAGCCGUGACGUUUCCACCGACAGUUUCUGGGUGUCAUGGCAACACGCCGCCACUGACGUGGUGCUGUACCGACUCACCUGGACGCCCACUGAGGGAGGGGACAGCAAGGAGUCUCUGGUGGACGGACACAUCAACAGCUACCUGAUCACAGGACUCAAACCCAACACCGAGUACGAGGUGCUGCUGACCGCCGUCUACCGGGACGAGUCCGAGAGUGACGACGUCGCUGUCAUCCAGUCCACCGUCGACAGAACGACAACGGUGGCCACCACGACCACGACCACAGCAGCUCCUCGGUACGGCGUGAGGAACCUGCAGAUCAGCGACGAGACCACCUUCAGCCUGCAGGUGUCCUGGCAGAUCGUCGACUCCAGGAACGUCAGGCAUUACCGGCUGAGCUACGUCACGGCCAAGGGAGACCGAGCCGAGGAGACGAGGACGGUGCCGUCGGGUCAGAGCAGCCUGCUGCUGCAGCCGCUGCUGUCAGACACCGAGUACAAAGUGAGCAUCACCCCGGUCUACCAGGACGGAGACGGACCCAGCGUGUCGCGCAUCGGACGGACACUUCCUCUUUCAGCUCCGAGGAACUUGAGGGUUUCAGAGGAAUGGUACAACCGCUUCAGGAUCAGCUGGGACGUCCCGCCAUCGCCCACCAUGGGCUACAGGGUUGUCUACCAGCCUAUCUCUGCUCCUGGUCCGGCCCUCGAGACCUUCGUCGGCGAGGAUGUGAACACCAUGCUGAUCGUCAAUCUGCUGAGCGGGACGGAGUACAGCGUCAAGGUCAUCGCCUCCUACACCACCGGAUCCAGCGAGGCCCUUUCAGGAAGGGCCAAGACAUUGUACCUGGGGGUGACCGGCCUGACUCCCUACCAGGUGAGGAUGAACAGCAUGUGUUCGCAGUGGCAGCCGCACCGUCACGCCAGCACCUACCGGGUGGUGAUCGAGUCCCUGCUCAACGGCCAGCGGCUGGAGACGAAGCUGGGCGGAGGAACCAGCAGACACUGUUUCAACAACCUGAAGGCCAACACGCAGUACAAGAUCAGCGUGUACUCCCAGCUGCAGGACGGCACCGAGGGACCCGCCGUCACCGCCAUCGAGAAGACACUGUCCAUUCCCACCCCGGCGCCAACCAGACCCCCAACCACAACCCCCCCACCCACCAUCCCACCCGCCAAGGAAGUCUGUAAGGCGGCCAAAGCCGACCUGGUCUUCCUGGUCGACGGCUCCUGGAGUAUCGGCGACGACAACUUCCUGAAGAUCAUCGGCUUCCUGUACAGCACGGCCGGAGCUCUGGACCAGAUUGGCCCGGACGGCACGCAGGUGGCCAUCGCCCAGUUCAGUGACGACGCCCGGACGGAGUUCAAGCUGAACUCGUAUAACGACAAGCAGCGGCUGCUGGACGCCAUCAACAGGAUCUCCUACAAGGGAGGAAACACCAAGACAGGUCGGGCCAUCCAGCACGUGAAGGAGAACAUCUUCACGGCGGAGGGAGGGAUGAGGCGGGGAAUCCCCCGGGUGCUGGUGGUCCUCACCGACGGUCGGUCCCAGGACGACGUCAACAAGGUUUCCAAGGAGAUGCAGAUGGAAGGCUACAUCGUGUUCGCCAUCGGCUUCGCUGACGCCGACUACGGCGAGCUGGUGAGCAUCGCCAGCAAACCCAGCGACCGGCACGUGUUCUUCGUGGACGACCUGGACGCCUUCAGGAAGAUCGAGGAGAAGCUGGUGACGUUCGUGUGCGAGGCCGCCACCGCCACUUGUCCCUCGGUGCCGAUGAGCGGCAGCACAACACCAGGUUUCCGGAUGAUGGAGCUGUUUGGAUUGGUGGAGAGUCGCUAUGGCAACGUCGCUGGUGUUUCCAUGGUGCCAGGAACCUUCAACACCUUCCCGUGCUUCCACCUGCACAGCGACGCUCUGCUGGCACAGCCCACCAGGUUCAUCCACCCUGAAGGUCUGCCGUCCGACUACACCAUCAGCCUGCUGUUCCGGCUGCUGCCCGACACGCCGGAGGAGCCGUUCGCCCUCUGGGAGAUCCUCAACAAGAACAACGAGCCGCUGGUGGGAGUCAUCCUGGACAACGGGGGAAAGACGCUGACGUUCUUCAACAGCGACUACAGAGGAGAUUUCCAGACGGUGACCUUCGAGGGCGCCGACAUAAAAAAACUUUUCUACGGCAGUUUCCACAAGCUGCACAUCGCCAUCAGCAAGACGAGCGCCCGCGUUGUGAUCGACUGCAAACUGGUGGCAGAGAAGGGAAUCAACGCCGCAGGAAACAUCACCACCGACGGCCUGGAGGUCCUGGGCAGGAUGGUCCGCUCCAGAGGCAACAGAGACAACUCCGCUCCGUUCCAGCUGCAGUCCUUUGACAUCGUCUGCAGCACCUCCUGGGCCAACAGAGACAAGUGCUGCGAACUUCCUGGUCUGAGGAAGGAGGUAGACUGCCCGGCGCUGCCCAAAGCCUGCACCUGCACCCAGGACAGCAAAGGCCCCCCCGGCCCUGCUGGACCCCCUGGAGGCCCAGGAAUCAGAGGAGCCAGGGGCGAACGUGGAGAGCCAGGCCCAGUGGGCCCGACCGGUCCAGUUGGGGAUACAGGUGUCCCGGGACCCCAGGGACCUCCGGGCCCACAGGGACCCAGUGGACGCUCCAUCAUAGGACCACCUGGAGGACCAGGAGAGAGAGGAGAGAAGGGUGACGCUGGUCUGCCAGGAGCUCAGGGAGUUCCUGGUCCAGCUGGAGCUCCAGGGAGGGAGGGGCUGCCUGGACCCAGAGGACAGCCGGGCAAAGACGGCCCCCCAGGCAGGCAGGGCCCACCCGGCACAAUAGGGACUCCAGGAGCUCCAGGGGCCCCCGGCACCAGCGGCCCUCCAGGGAAACAAGGAGAACUGGGACCACCGGGCCCUCCAGGAAGCAAGGGGGAGAAAGGCGAAAGGGGUGACCUCCAGUCGACGGCGGCAGUCCAAGCCAUCGCCAGGCAGGUCUGUGAGCAGCUGAUCCAGAGCCACAUGGCGCGCUACAACUCCAUCCUGAACCACGUGCCCAGCCAGCCCAUUUCCAUCCGCACGGUGCCGGGACCCCCCGGAGAGCCCGGCCGACAGGGUUCCCCGGGGACCCAGGGAGAGCAGGGGCCCCCCGGAAGACCAGGCUUCCCCGGGUCCAACGGAGAGAACGGACAGCCAGGAGAGAGAGGUCAACCAGGAGAGAAGGGCGAGAAGGGCUCUCAAGGUGUCGGAGUCCAAGGCCCAAGAGGACCUCCAGGACCCCCCGGAGCCCAAGGACAGGGCAGAACCGGCAACCCCGGAACAUCAGGCCGACCCGGUAACCCCGGUACCCCGGGUCGACCCGGUGUGCCCGGCCCCGUGGGCCCCGCAGGGCCUCCAGGCUACUGCGACCAGAACUCCUGUGUGGGCUACAACGUCGGGGUCCAACUGCCGCCCAACACCUACCAGAACUACGGCGAGAUCGAGGAGGAUGACCCCUACCGCUACGGCGGAGCUUACCCAUCUGAGUAUUAUCAGCCCAACUACCCGGCCCCGCGGCCUGUGGCGCCCGGCGACCCUGCGCUCUCUCUGGACGACGUCGAGCUGAGGUCCCCCGGAGUCCACCGCUCCACCCGGAGCCUCAUGGACAGAGAGGCGGAGGAGGGGGGCAGCCUGAAGAGGAGGCUAAAGAGAGGGGCGAAGAAGUUGCUGGGGACUAACUAAUCGAGGGGAGGUGGUUGGAGGAGGGAGGGCCAGCUCGGUGUUUCUGAUUUAGCCGCUCGGAGCCGUUAAGGACUAAUCAACAAGUGCCUGAUGUAGAGGAUUUCUUAUGGACAUUGUAGAGGGGAUGGGGUGGGGGGAUUCCGGUUGGGACGCAGUGCUGUUUCAAUGCCAUCAUUACAAGUCAAUUAACUUUAAAAGAGCUUUUUUAUGUUUAUUUUGUUUUGUUUGUUUUGUCAGUGGAAAGAAGGAGACGUAUUGCCAUGUUACUUCCUGAAAAUGAUUAAGCUGAACUGGGCGUUUGUAUUUCAGAGUCUCCUUCUGGUCCUGGUUCAUGUCUCCGGCUGCUGGGGAGAGAGACAUAAUCUAUGUUUAACUGUUUCUGUGGUCAGAUUCAUAUUCAUAUAUCAUCCUGGUUGGUUAAGUGCCUCCUAAUGAUUUUGCAAGAAGAAAUUUCCAUAAAAAGUACAUAAUGAUCAGUGGUGGAGUGUAAUACUGCAGUAUAAAUACACAGGCCAGUCAGAUACUUGCAUGGUGCAGUUCACUGUCUAACAAUGCAGCCAAUCAGUCUCAUUUACUGCCUCUAAUGCCUAGAUCAGACUGUAGGAGUUUUAAAAUCAUAACCCAUUUUUAGGAGUUUUCAGGAGUUUUUAAAUUCUAAUUUUAAAUCCUAAUUAAAUCCUACAUUAAAUCCUAAUUAUUUGAAAAUUAUUGGGGCGGUGCCGAUGACUCUGAGCUCUCAGGAGGUGAAGAUUGGAUCUGUAAACCCCUCAGAUUAGCAGGUACUCUGGACCGUACAUCGGGACCAGCCAAAGACCCGGACCAGUUUUCUGUCCUGAUUGUUGGGAGCGGUGAAUUUGGGUUAAAUUGGCCCAAAACUCCUGGAGUCUGAACCCGGCUUAAGCUGUACAAACUUAUUAUUUCUCACCCUUUUACAGUCCACUGGGUGAAGAGCUCUAACCACCAUCACUUCAGACUAACAAAAAGUACGCAGCAGUUUAGAUUUGGUACACCAACAAUGUAAAAUUAUGCCGUUUGGAUGGAUAAGCAUGCAGCCUGCCAGCAUGUUUUGACCUGCUCAGCCUUGCCUCUCUGUGUGUAUCUGUAAUAACUGGUGUAGCCUGUGCACUAGCUGAUCACUGGCCAUGAGGAGUAAAUUAAAUAUGUGCAUACGACACGUUGGGAUUGGUGGUGACACAAAACAGGACAACAGCACCAGGAGAAAAGUUGGAAGAAAGUGACGAUAUGCCGAUGAGCACGCCGUUUACAUGCAAGAACCAAUCAUAUUCAUGUAAAAAGCUGGAGAUCGUUGGUCUUCCUGCUGUUACCUGCAGCAACCUAAAAUAUAGCAAGUCACAUCACCAUCACAUAUUCACUUAGCUAAUUGGCUCACUAGAGUAAAAAAAAAAACAAGAUUACGUUGCCCACAAAGUAUGUUUAUGGCAGUGUUGUAGUUAAAUUUGACUCCAAAACAAAUUAAGAACAUAACAAAAUCCUAUCAGUGGUUUUGUUUUGAGGUAUUUUUUUUAAUGGAGGAAAGGUAAAGGAUAGGCGUAAACACAGAGGAAGAGGUCAAAUUUAGGUUUUAACCCUCAAAAAAUUGCAUUAUAUUACAUUUACUUUGUCUGUAAUUGCGCCACAUGAAAAACGCACUUCCUGAGUCACAGUUCAAAUAACUACAACACCGCCCUGUGAAUUAUUUCGAGGCAAAAUAAAAUUUAGAAAAUGAUAAAAUUCAAGGUAGUUCUCCAUAAACAAACAGUCUCACCCAAACUGAGGAGCACAAAUCACCUCAGUUUUUAGCUUCAUACCUGCUGUGGAAACCUGGCCCACAACACUGCAGAGAGCUUGUUAAAUGGGUUUUAUGCUGAUAAUGUUGAUUAUGGCUUCUGCAUUUUUUUUUUUUUUUUUUUUUUUUUUUUAGGACACCCCCAAAGUGUGCAACCAGGUAGUUUCAAGGCUCC
Molecule: messenger RNA, 7799 nt
Organism: Myripristis murdjan (pinecone soldierfish)
Lineage: Eukaryota; Metazoa; Chordata; Actinopteri; Holocentriformes; Holocentridae
Gene: col14a1b
Product: collagen, type XIV, alpha 1b
Exons: 47
Coding region: 1-5838 (1945 amino acids)
Cellular component (GO): interstitial matrix
Molecular function (GO): protein binding
Source: RefSeq, a predicted model, not a curated record